This is a messenger RNA of Zingiber officinale, 1289 nucleotides long. Its product is annotated as probable CCR4-associated factor 1 homolog 7. Bases 366 to 1181 code for a protein of 271 amino acids. Gene Ontology annotation, molecular function: nucleic acid binding; poly(A)-specific ribonuclease activity. Lineage: Eukaryota; Viridiplantae; Streptophyta; Magnoliopsida; Zingiberales; Zingiberaceae. The transcript has a single exon. The record is from RefSeq and is a predicted model, not a curated record. Gene Ontology annotation, cellular component: CCR4-NOT core complex; CCR4-NOT complex; P-body.
AAUCGUGGGCUACAAGAAAGAGAGAGCGCGGUGUUGGAAACGCGCUUUAUACGUCGGUCCCCCCUUCGUGAGGUUCGUUUCCCCGCUCCUCUCCACUUCCACGCCGACUUCAAAUUAAACCUAAAAAUUCACAAAAAGUCCCCCUUCCGUUUCCCCGGCCGCAUCUUCGCCUCGCCGCGUCGUCUUCCACCCGCCGAUCGCCGCAUCGCAACCAGAAUCGAUCCCUUUUGGAUCCGCCGAUCGCCGUCGCUGCAAACUACGUCAGCUUCGCCGGCCUAGGAUUCCCGUCUGCUCGCCUUCCAAGAUCUAGGGUUUCUUAUGCCCGUCCGCUGGAAGCGCGCAACUGAUAGCAUCGCUAGGUUUCGAUGUCGAACGAGGACAAAGCCGCCGCCGCCGCCGCAGUCGAGAUCCGUGACGUUUGGGCCGACAACCUGGACGCCGAGAUCGCUAUGAUCCGCGAGAUCGUCGACGACUUCCCCUUCGUUGCCAUGGACACGGAGUUCCCUGGCAUCGCCAUCCGCCCCCUUGGCGUCUUCAAGUGCUUCGCUGACAGUAACUACCAUGUCCUCCGGGCCAACGUCGACCUCCUGCACCUGAUCCAGCUCGGCCUUACCUUUACCAAUGGUGCGGGGUUACUCCCUACCUCCUCCUGGGGGCGCCCUAUCGUCUGGCAGUUUAACUUCAGGGAAUUUGAUGUGGAGAACGAUAUCAGCAACCCUGAAUCCAUCGAGCUCUUGACCAAGUCGGGCAUUGAUUUCAUCAAGAACCGGGAGUUUGGGGUCGACGCCAAGCGCUUCGCUGAGCUCCUCAUGUCGUCUGGCGUUGUCCUCAAUCAUUCUGUUAGCUGGGUGACUUUUCAUUGUCCUUAUGACUUUGGUUACCUCCUAAAGAUCCUAACCUGCAGAAUGCUGCCUGAGACUCGAGAGGAGUUCCAUCAACUCGUCAAGAUUUUCUUCCCUGUCCUAUAUGACAUCAAGCAUCUUAUGAGGUUUUCAAACUACCUCCAUGGAGGGCUUAACAAGCUUGCUGAACAAUUGGCAGUCGAAAGGAUAGGUAUCUCUCAUCAAGCUGGUUCAGAUAGUUUGCUUACUGCUCGGGUAUUCCAAAAGCUUAGAGAGACAUACUUCAAUGGGGCAAUUGAGGGAUACUCGGGGGUCAUGUAUGGGCUUGAUACUGAUUGAAGGUUGAAUGGUCUGUGAUGCUAGUUAUCAGAUUUCAUUGAAUUUGAAACAGGGAAAAUAAAAAAAAAUGAUUUGAGUAUAAACUUAUGUGCCUGUGUUGCUCCUCCA